GGGCUGCGUUACGUCUCCUUCAGUCUCCCGAGGAAUGCAGACACGGAUAAUUUGGAGGAGUCGGCACUGGGGGGAGCCGUGUCCGUUCAUCCUGUGCGGGACGCCACGCUCAUGUAUACGUUGCAGCGUAAAGUCAGUCAGAUGAGACUGCGCCGGACGUACAGCCGGAUCCAGAGGCUGCAGGGUGAGGUCCGGAACCUUUCCUCUCUGACCCCGGAUGGAGAAGUCAGCCUCCUGUGGCCAAUCGGCAUCAACCCUCCAUUCAGGCCGAAGUCCCACUUUGACUUGUUGACUUGGGAAUACUUCACCGAGAGCCACACGUUCUCCUGCCAGGAUGGGGCCCCCAAGUGUCCUCUGCGGGGAGUUUGGUUGUUGGAUGUGCAGCAGGUUCUGGAGGAAGCUCUCGAGCAGCUCAACCAUCGUUAUCAUCCUUGGCUUCACUUCAGAAAGCUCCACCUGCUGAACGGCUACAGGCGCUUCGAUCCCACCAGGGGCAUGGAGUACACGCUGGACCUUCUCCUUGAAGCCACCACGAGGAAGGGUCAUGCCGGGGUCAUCCUCAAACGUCUCAGCCUGCUCCGUCCUCUGGGCCUGGUGGAAAUCCUCCCCAUGCCGUACGUCACCGAGGCCACGCCGGUGCAGGUUGUGGUGCCAUUGAUGCCGGCGGAUGCCGGACACAUCUCGGCUUUUCUUGAUGCCUUUGCCACCAACCUCCUGGACCCUCAGGAGAACGUGGCCCUGACGGUGCUGCUGGUGUAUGAUGUCACCUCCUCGGGGCAGGUUCAGGAUGUGUUUGAGGGGGUGCGCGGCAUGGUGUCUGAACUGGAGAGCCGCUACUCCUUCCUGCGGCUGGAGGUGACCGGCGUCCGUACGGAGAUGGCCUCUCAGGUUGGCCUCAUGGACGUCGUCUCCAAGAAGCAUCCCAUGGACACGCUCUUCCUGGUGCUGAGUGUUUGGAGUGAGGUGACCGGCGAGGCGCUGAACCGCUGCCGGAUGAACGCCAUCAGUGCCUGGCAGGUCUUUUCUCCGGUUCAUUAUCAGGAAUACAACCCGGACGUGUCCCGGCAUAGCUCCUCCCCCCCGCCGCCAUCUUCUGACUUCCUCCGCGACGGACACUUUGACCGGCUCUCCUCCUCCGAGUUCUGCUUCUAUAACUCCGACUUCAUGGCGGCCCGGAACAGAAUGGCCGCGGAAGUCCAGGAGGAGGAGGACGGUGCCGGCAUCGAGCUUCUAGAACUGUUCCUGAUGCACUCUGAGCUCCACGUCUUCCGGGCCCUGGAGCCGGCCCUGGUGCAGAGGUUCUCUCUGAGGAGGUGCAGCACCCUCCAAUCAGGAGAGAGAUACCACCAAUGUGUCAUCAGCAACCUGGAGUCACUCGGCUCUCGUCUUCACUUGGCUUCAGCUCUCUUCAAUCAGGACCAGACCAACAGCACCUAA
Molecule: messenger RNA, 1437 nt
Organism: Nanorana parkeri
Lineage: Eukaryota; Metazoa; Chordata; Amphibia; Anura; Dicroglossidae
Product: chondroitin sulfate glucuronyltransferase-like
Exons: 2
Cellular component (GO): Golgi cisterna membrane
Molecular function (GO): glucuronosyl-N-acetylgalactosaminyl-proteoglycan 4-beta-N-acetylgalactosaminyltransferase activity
Source: RefSeq, a predicted model, not a curated record